Molecule: messenger RNA, 1601 nt
Organism: Coccomyxa subellipsoidea C-169
Lineage: Eukaryota; Viridiplantae; Chlorophyta; Trebouxiophyceae; Coccomyxaceae
Product: phosphatidate cytidylyltransferase
Exons: 11
Coding region: 174-1601 (475 amino acids)
Cellular component (GO): endoplasmic reticulum membrane
Molecular function (GO): phosphatidate cytidylyltransferase activity
Source: RefSeq, a predicted model, not a curated record
GACCCCUUGAAGUUUCAUUGAAUCGUGAAGAACGGUGGGGUUCUCAGAAAGGUGUCCGUGUGUUUCUGUGCUCCCAUCGAUUUGCACACCCGUGCCUGCGCACAUUCCCCAGAACCAUUUUCUCCACAAAUCUGUCAGCCUGUUGCGGGGUCUCUAGGCAGUGAUGUGGUGAGAUGGACGGGGCAUUAAGAUAUAGGGGCGAACGGGCUGCCACUCCUCCAGCCCCGAGUUCCGAAGAUGGCUAUGACACUAGUACUGCUCAAGAGAGCAGCAAGGGGGAUGCUUCUAGUAAGAUGCUUCGAUACUCGAAGAAGAAAUACCAGUCGCUGAAAGUGAGGGCAGUGUCCACGGUCAUCAUCAUUGCCAGCUUCUGCGUGAUCAUCUACCUGGGCCACGUGCCUCUGAUGCUGAUGAUCCUAGCUAUCCAGGGGGCAAUGGUGAGAGAGCUGUUCAAGCUGGCAGAGAAGUCACAGAGGGAGCAGACCAAGCCGGCCGGCCAUGGGCGGCUGCAGCAGUGGUACUUCUUCAUGGUGGCCGCAUUCUGGAUGUACUUCAGGUUCAUUCGGAACCAGCUGGUGGUGGAGAUCACAUCGAAUGCGCAGCUGGCACGCCUUUUUGGCUGGGCCUUGAAGAAGCACACCAUCCUCACCUUUGCCCUCUACACAGCUGGCUUUGUGUCCUUUGUGCUCAAGCUGGAGAAGGGCUGCUACCUGUACCAGUUUGGCAACUAUGCCUGGACGCACCUCAUCCUCCUCUUUGUCUUCAUUCCCUCGUCCUUCUUCGUGUCCAACAUCUUUGACGGCAUCAUCUGGUUCCUGCUGCCGUGCUCCCUCGUCAUUGCCAAUGACAUCUUUGCGUACCUCUCAGGGUUCUUCUUUGGGCGCACGCCGCUGAUAAAGCUGUCGCCGAAGAAGACAUGGGAGGGAUUUUUUGGGGGCCUGGUGCUGACGGUCAUCUCCUCCUGGUUCCUGGCAGAGUUCAUGUCCCGCUUCAAUUGGAUGAUCUGCCCACGCACAGAUCUAUCCAUGGGCUGGCUGAAGUGCAACCCGGAUGAGAUCUACGUCCCCAACAAGUUUGUGCUUUAUGACCUGCCCGAGUACCUGCCUGGCCCCCUGGCCGAUGUCACAAGGGCGCUGUCGCGCUACGUUCCCUCUGCCAUCGCUGAUUCCCUCGGCGGCCUCAGCGUUGUAGCACGCCCCAUGCAGCUGCAUGCAGUGGUCCUGGCGAUGUUUGCGUCGAUAAUAGCGCCCUUUGGUGGCUUCUUUGCGUCAGGCUUCAAGCGCGGGUUCAAGAUCAAGGACUUUGGCGACUCCAUUCCCGGCCACGGCGGCAUGACUGACCGCAUGGACUGCCAGGUGGUGAUGGCGAUGUUCAGCUACCUGUACUUCAACAGCUAUGUGGCCAGGGAGAUUGGGGUGACUGUCGGCAGCGUCCUCUCGUCUGCCAUGCAGCUGGACCCGGAUGAGCAGCUGGAGCUGUGGGGCCUGCUGGCCAACAUGCUGGCGGUGGAUGAGCUGGUGCCAGGUCAGCUGCUGGGCCACGUCGAACGCGCUGUGCUGGCCGGCCAACAGCGACUGGCGCGCUACCACCGGCCCCGAUGA